Molecule: messenger RNA, 321 nt
Organism: Haemonchus placei
Lineage: Eukaryota; Metazoa; Nematoda; Chromadorea; Rhabditida; Trichostrongylidae
Source: the annotation of a GenBank genome assembly
CUGUGCAUACAAUCACUUUUUUCCGUAUUUUCAAUUUUUUUUUACCUAACCGGACAAGAAAUAGCUACAUAUUUAUCAGUUAAAUUUAGUGAUUCACAUUCAGAAUGCACAACACAACGAUGUGUCCGAACAGCUGCUCGUCUUCUAUCCAAAAUGAAUCCAUCAGUGGAUCCAUGUAUCGAUUUUUACGAUUAUGCAUGUGGUCAAUGGAUCAAUAAUUCUGUAAAUCUCAACUAUCCUUCGUGGAAUGUGUUAUAUGAAACAAAUAUGAGGGCACAUGACAAAAUUGUUCACGCGAUGCUUAAAGGUACGUCGGUCUAA